Phragmites australis (common reed) is the source of this 3502-nucleotide messenger RNA. RefSeq names its product beta-galactosidase 6. The transcript is spliced from 17 exons. Gene Ontology annotation, molecular function: carbohydrate binding; beta-galactosidase activity. Gene Ontology annotation, cellular component: cell wall; vacuole. Bases 611 to 3169 code for a protein of 852 amino acids. Lineage: Eukaryota; Viridiplantae; Streptophyta; Magnoliopsida; Poales; Poaceae. Gene Ontology annotation, biological process: carbohydrate metabolic process. The record is from RefSeq and is a predicted model, not a curated record.
ACGCCGUGUGUACCACCCAACCAUCACGUCACCAUUAACUUGGUACCCGCCCUCUUGAUUCUCCUCGCUGCACUUCAUCAUCGCGGAGGCGGAGCACAGAUGCACGGCAGAGUCUUUGCUGUUGCUUGCAAGCAGCAGCAAACCGCCACUCUGCCCAGACACGCCGGGGCAGAGGCCAGAAGAAGCGGCGGCGGCGGCACAAGAGAAGAGCAGGAGAGAGAACCACCGCCACCACCUCCACAUCCACCAGAAAGAACACGCCGCGCAAGAAAGAAACAGAACCAGAAAGCGACCGAAUCGCUGUAGCCUUUCCUAUAGGAUAGGAAGCAGGAGCACUCUGUCCCGUGGCAGCCCGUUCGCCCGGAGGCCGCUCCAUCGGUCCAUCCAAGCCGCUCCACCGGUUUUCUUUCCCUCGAUCGCGCGCCGCGCCCACCGAGCAAGUGAGCAACUCCUCCUGACCUGACCACCUCCUCCUCGCGCUCGCUCGCUCCCACCGCCAGCUAAUAAAUAAUAUCGGGCGCGCGCGCGCGGUGCUUAGCUCUUAGCUAGCGCACCGAACGCCACGAAGGGCACUGCUAGCUCCUCCUUCCCCGUGCUGCGGGCGGUGGCAAUGGCGGCCGCGGAGGUGCCGCGCGCGGCGGAGGCGCUGCUGCUGCUGCUGCUGCUCUGCCUCGCGGGAGGCUCGUGGGCGGCGAACGUGACGUACGACCACCGCGCGCUGGUCAUCGACGGCGUGCGGCGCGUUCUCGUCUCCGGGUCCAUCCACUACCCGCGGAGCACCCCCGACAUGUGGCCGGGGCUGAUCCAGAAGGCCAAGGACGGCGGCCUGGACGUCAUCGAGACGUACGUUUUCUGGGACAUCCACGAGCCCGUCCGGGGACAGUACGAUUUCGAGGGGCGGAAGGACCUGGCUGGGUUCGUCAAGGCCGUCGCCGACGCCGGCCUCUACGUGCACCUCCGCAUCGGGCCAUACGUCUGCGCCGAGUGGAACUACGGAGGCUUCCCGCUAUGGCUGCACUUCCUCCCCGGGAUCAAGUUCCGCACCGACAACGAGCCCUUCAAGGCGGAGAUGCAGCGGUUCACGACCAAGGUGGUGGACACGAUGAAGGGGGCGGGCCUCUACGCGUCGCAGGGCGGGCCCAUCAUCCUGUCCCAGAUCGAGAACGAGUACGGCAACAUCGACUCGUCGUACGGGGCGGCCGGGAAGGCGUACAUGCGGUGGGCGGCCGGGAUGGCCGUCUCGCUCGAGACCGGCGUGCCCUGGGUCAUGUGCCAGCAGUCCGACGCGCCCGACCCAGUCAUCAACACCUGCAACGGCUUCUACUGCGACCAGUUCACGCCCAACUCCGCGAGCAAGCCCAAGCUGUGGACCGAGAACUGGAGCGGCUGGUUCCUCUCCUUCGGCGGCGCCGUCCCCUACCGCCCUGCCGAGGACCUCGCCUUCGCCGUCGCGCGCUUCUACCAGCGUGGCGGCACCUUCCAGAACUACUACAUGUACCACGGGGGGACCAACCUCGACCGCAGCUCGGGGGGUCCCUUCAUCGCCACGAGCUACGACUACGAUGCUCCCAUCGACGAGUACGGACUAGUCAGGCAGCCAAAGUGGGGACACUUGAGGGAUGUGCAUAAGGCAAUAAAGCUCUGCGAACCAGCACUCGUAGCAACUGAUCCAUCAUACAUUUCUCUGGGUCAAAAUGCUGAGGCACACGUAUACAAGGCUGGUUCAGUUUGCGCAGCAUUCCUUGCCAAUAUAGAUGCUCAAUCUGAUAAAACUGUCACCUUCAAUGGCAAGACAUAUAAGCUCCCUGCAUGGUCUGUCAGCAUCCUUCCUGACUGCAAGAAUGUGGUACUGAACACAGCUCAGAUCAAUUCGCAGGUGACAAGUUCGGAAAUGAGAAGUUUGGGAUCCAGCACCGCAUCAGAUGACUCGUCCAUCACGCCAGAACUCGUGGUAUCUGGCUGGGGCUACACCAUAGAGCCUGUUGGUAUCACAAAGGACAAUGCAUUGACAAAACCUGGACUGAUGGAGCAGAUAAACACCACGGCAGAUGCCAGUGAUUUCCUCUGGUACUCAACAAGCGUUACUGUUAAAGGUGAUGAACCUUAUCUAAAUGGCAGCCAGUCCAAUCUGCUUGUAAACUCACUUGGACAUGUUCUUCAGGUUUACAUCAAUGGAAAAAUUGUAGGAAGUGCUUCAGGCAGUGCUAGCAACUCGCUCAUCUCAUUCCAAAAACCAGUUACACUUGUACCUGGGAGGAAUAAAAUAGAUCUUCUGAGUGCAACAGUUGGCCUUUCGAAUUAUGGUGCAUUCUUUGACCUGGUAGGUGCUGGAAUUACUGGCCCAGUAAAACUGAGUGGACCAAAUGGUGCGCUGGAUCUGUCUUCUGCAGACUGGACAUACCAGGUUGGACUGAGAGGAGAAGGCUUGCAUCUGUAUGAUCCUUCAGAGGCUUCUCCAGAAUGGGUCUCAGCCAAUGCUUACCCGAUCAAUCAACCAUUGAUCUGGUAUAAGACCAAAUUCACGGCUCCUGCAGGUGACGAUCCUGUUGCCAUAGACUUCACAGGAAUGGGAAAAGGCGAGGCAUGGGUGAACGGGCAGAGCAUUGGUCGAUACUGGCCAACAAAUCUGGCUCCACAGAGCGGCUGUGUUAAUUCAUGCAACUACAGGGGAGCCUACAGUUCGAACAAAUGCCUCAAGAAAUGUGGGCAGCCAUCACAGACUCUGUACCACGUACCACGUUCGUUUCUCCAACCAGGCAACAAUGAUCUAGUCCUGUUCGAGCAGUUUGGUGGUGACCCAAGCAAGAUAUCCUUUGUGACGAGGCAGACAGGAAGUGUGUGUGCACAUGUAUCAGAAGCACAUCCAGCCCAAAUCGAUAGCUGGAUCUCUCCCCAACAGCAGGAGCAGAGACCUGGACCUGCACUUCGCUUGGAAUGCCCGAAAGUAGGCCAGGUCAUCAGCAGCAUCAAGUUUGCAAGCUUCGGGACACCGAGCGGCACAUGUGGGAGCUACAGCCAAGGCGAAUGCAGCAGCUCGCAGGCUCUCGCAGUUGUUCAGGAGGCCUGCAUUGGGGUGAGCAGCUGCAGUGUGCCAGUGUCGUCGAAUUACUUUGGGGAUCCAUGCAGAGGGGUCACAAAAAGCCUUGUCGUGGAAGCUGCAUGUUCAUGACAUGUCCGGUAAAUGUUGGCUAGUAGGAAGGAAAAUCAGUUGGAGGGGGGGUGAAACCUUCUCUGUGUAGGUAUCCCCUGCAAAAAGGAAUAAAUGUUCCCAUGCUGAUCAAAAGGAAUAAAUAUUCCCAGAAAUGCUACAUGAAAGCUAUUAGAUGGUAAGCUUAGAAAGGGCUGUGCUUGUUGAGAUGAUAAAUUCAUCCAUCUUGACAAAGAAGGUGAUCCUUUUGUAAUUCUUUUUUUCAAAAAAGAAACAGAAUACUGUGUAUUUCAAUCAAGUAGAAUUACACUUCCUCGCAAAAAAAAAUGAAUUACACUUGCAAGGUUAAACAAA